This is a messenger RNA of Syngnathus acus (greater pipefish), 3293 nucleotides long. RefSeq names its product adenosylmethionine decarboxylase 1 (gene amd1). Gene Ontology annotation, cellular component: cytosol. The transcript is spliced from 9 exons. Lineage: Eukaryota; Metazoa; Chordata; Actinopteri; Syngnathiformes; Syngnathidae. Gene Ontology annotation, biological process: spermine biosynthetic process; spermidine biosynthetic process. The record is from RefSeq and is a predicted model, not a curated record. Bases 227 to 1237 code for a protein of 336 amino acids. Gene Ontology annotation, molecular function: adenosylmethionine decarboxylase activity.
UCAUAGUCGGCAUGUAGAGCUGUACACAGUAUGGCCGGCGAUAUUAGCUAGCACUCGCUAACGGUAUUCUCUGCAAAAGGGAAGACGGUAACAGAAGAAAAAUCAUUUGGCUUGUUUAACGGACUGUACAUCUCUAAGUUAUAAUCUAAUUGAAUACGGAUUUAAUAAGAUCAAACGUUAUAACCGACGUUUACUUUUAAUUUUUUGAUUGUGCGUCUGUUGUCUCAUGAUGGAAGAUAGUGGUUCACAUUUCUUCGAGGGGACCGAGAAACUGUUGGAAUUGUGGUUCUCUCGGCAGGAUGAGACCAAAGGAACCGGGGACCUGCGCACCAUCCCAAGGUUUGAGUGGGACAAACUUUUGGAGAAUGUGCACUGUUUGAUCAUAAGUGUGACAAAGACCGACAAGCAGGAAGCUUAUAUACUCAGUGAGAGUAGCAUGUUUGUCUCCAAGAGACGUUUCAUUUUGAAAACAUGUGGAACCACCCUCUUACUGCAAGCACUGGUGCCUCUGCUGGAACUCGCAAGGGAGUACUGCGGGUUUGAUGCCAUCGAGAACUUCUUCUACUCCCGCAAGAAUUUUAUGAAACCAACCCAUCAAGAGUUUCCUCAUCGCAACUUCCAAGAGGAAGUAGACUUUCUCGGCCAGAUUUUCCCAAAUGGUGCAGCCUACUGUAUGGGACGUUUGAACGCUGACUGCUGGUAUCUGUUUACUCUGGACUUGCCAGAGUACUGGGAGAACAAGUAUGCGGAUCAGACACUGGAAGUUCUGAUGAGUGACCUUGAUCCAGCUAUUAUGGACCAGUUCUAUAUGAAAGAUGGUGUUUCUGCAAGUGAAGUCACUCGUAUGAGUGGAAUUUGUGACCUGAUACCAGGUUCUGUGAUAGAUGCGACAAUGUUCAACCCGUGUGGAUACUCAAUGAACGGAAUGAAGACUGAUGGGACCUACUGGACCAUUCACAUCACCCCAGAGCCAGAUUUCUCCUACGUUAGCUUUGAGACAAACCUCUCCCAGACAUCGUACGAUGACCUUGUCGGGAAGGUGGUGGAUGUUUUCAAGCCGGGAAAAUUUGUGACGACACUGUUUGUCAAUCAGAGUUCGAAAUGUCGCAGCGUCUUCUCUUCUGCCCAAAAACUCGACGGGUUCAAGCGUCUCGACCGCCAGCUGGCUCAGUUCAACGAUUACAAUUUUGUGUUCACAAGCUAUAUCAAGAACUGCCAGAAGAAUCAGAAGAGCUGAGGGUGGGAGAUGAAGAGGAGGCGGAAAAAAGGUGGCCGUUUGGAGUUUCUUCCUGGUGGCCACCUUCCAAUAGAAAUCUUACGGUCCUCAGCCUGCCUUCUUCCUCCCGCCCUCGUCUCCCUUAAUGAAGCUCACAGGGGUAAAGACGAGCCCAGUUUAACCUCCAAUAAGAGUUGUUUGCAUUGUUGUAUCUGUGACGUAGACCUCUUGCAUGAAAGCUCUUUUAUCUGUUUCCAUAUGCUAGCACACUCUUGGUGUGGUCUUGAAGUGCAUGUAGAGGAAUUAAACGCGCUCCAUUUGAGGCUUUCCACCUGUGACCAGUCCAAAGGCCCCUACUUGCAGAUCUCCUCCCUCAUCCCACACAGACAGGGCUUCCGGCCACAUUAAAACCACGCCCCUGACAUGCUCAGAUUAGUCUUAUUUAAUUCCGAUUUGCGACAAUUGGCGAGGAUCAUUCAUAAAGGAGUGCACUUUAUAGUCCUUUUUUUUUUUUUAACCCCGGGUUUAAAAAUGAAAGCUGGCCUUUUGUCUCUAUGAAUGUAUACAAUGGUUGCCAAGCCUUGCCAAUAUUCCUUUUUGGAAUUAAGUGAUCAUAUUUCCUGUCUUCCAAUUUUAAAUUGUGUACAAACUACAAAAUUGCAGCUUUAAACUCCAGGCCAGUGAAGGGACACAAUUCAAGACCUUUUUAUUAGCACAGUUUGUAACUCACAAUAUUUUUUUUUUGACUAUGUUGCAUCUACAGGAAGCCUCUAGCUUCCUGUUAUCACAAUCACACGGAAAAAGGAAUGUAGUCUAGGCACGCUGACGCCAUCUCGUCCACCCCAUCUUUCGAAUGUACACGACGUGUCUCCAGAGAAAAGCCUGGUCCACUUUUGAGCUGAAUGUAUGACUUCAAGCGUGCGCCGACUGACUCCGCCCCCACUCCUCUGCGCAUAGCUCACAAUGCCCUCUGCCGACUGUCUAUUGUCCCGUUCCCAGCAGGCCAGACAUGUCAAAUAUCCCCCCCAGAAUUAGAAGAGAGGUGAGCUGGCGGGGGCAUAAUGAAUCAGAAACUUUUUGCUUGCCCAGCAAACCAUUUUUUCCCUUUGACAAUAUCCAUCCCCUCUCUCACUUUCCGCCCCAUACAAAAAUGUGUAAGCGUACAAUCGAGACCCACCAGUCUGAGCAUGCCAGGGUCAUCCCGGAUCAUUCCACAUCCAACCACUGCACCAUCUGCCAUGUCAUUACUGGUGCCCAGACAUUUUUUUUUUUUUUUUUUUGCUGUCAAAUGGGCUUCCUCACUAUUCUUUGUUUGCAUCAAUGCCCUUUUAUAAACUUUGGGCUCAUGGAUGGAUGGUGGGUGAGGGGUGCAUGCAAGCAAUGCUGUAUUGCUAGACCGUGUCGUAAAGCGUCGUCUGUAUUUGCCCUCGUUUUGCUAGCUUGAGGCUUAUUUAAAGCUGCAUACUUCCCCUCCAAGUCUUCCUUGUGCUCAGUACAGCUGGUCAUGUUUUCCUUCUAACCACCUGCUACAGAGCCUUUAUUUUUUAUUUUUUUUUUAGAGUAAAAAUUACAUGGCUCCAGGGGAAAGUUUGACCCGCUUUGAGCACCACUUGUAUCACAAUGAUCUGUAAUCUGGCAUUUUCCUAGAUAGUGUACCAUGGCCUUUUGGAGUGGUUUCAGUAUUUCCUCGAGGACCAACAUCUGUACUUAACUUCCUCAGCUUGGCAGCCCUCCUCCUUCCACUAUGAGGUCCAGCACUGUUCAAUGCUCAUGCAGAUCAUUGGAUUGUUAGCUACUAAUAACUCGCUCGUUUCUUGCAGUGGACCAAUUUUUUCUUUCUGCCAAUGUCACUAGGUUUGGAGCAGUUUUGUUUUCAAAGUAAUGAUUCCACACUUUGCCACCUUUUGUGAAUCUUCCAGUUAAAACUCAAUUCUGAAAAGUCUCCGCUUGGGAAGUGUGAGUGCUGUUAUGGGUGGAGAAACUUUGCUGUUCUAAUUCUCUUUUGCGAUUUGGAUGGUCAAGAUGUGCUAAAAUCUAUGUGUUAGCUUAAUGCUAAAAUAAAAUAAUCAUCUGUGUA